Messenger RNA from Trichechus manatus latirostris (Florida manatee), 3664 nucleotides. It is a transcript of the gene INTS9, whose product is annotated as integrator complex subunit 9. Gene Ontology annotation, biological process: snRNA 3'-end processing. NCBI's taxonomy places the organism in Eukaryota, Metazoa, Chordata, Mammalia, Sirenia, Trichechidae. The transcript is spliced from 17 exons. The record is from RefSeq and is a predicted model, not a curated record. Gene Ontology annotation, cellular component: integrator complex. Bases 283 to 2259 code for a protein of 658 amino acids.
GACAUGAUAUCAUGGUGGGGUGGAGAGGGAGGAUGAAGAGACCUCGAGGAUGACGGAAGGAGGAGUUCGGAGAGGAAAGGGAGAAAAAGAAAAUAUAACCACAGUUCCCAUGAUGCAUCCAGGGAUGACUACAUUUCCCAUGUUUCCCGGGGGGGGGGCGGGGAGGGAGGAGACUGCAUGUCCGUUAAUGCUCUCUGCGGGUUGGUGGCGGAGGUUGAACCGGAAGACGCCUUUUGGGUUUGAGGGGUCGAGUGACUGCUGCUGAACAGCCGAAAGUCCAAUAUGAAACUGUAUUGCCUGUCAGGGCACCCAACCUUACCAUGCAAUGUACUCAAAUUCAAAUCAACCACCAUUAUGUUGGACUGUGGUUUGGACAUGACUUCCACCCUCAAUUUCCUUCCUUUGCCGCUUGUUCAAAGUCCCAGGCUGUCUAAUCUUCCUAGCUGGUCCCUAAAGGAUGGAAAUGCUUUCUUGGACAAGGAGCUAAAGGAGUGCUCAGGUCAUGUAUUUGUGGAUUCUGUGCCUGAAUUCUGCUUACCAGAGACCGAGCUAAUAGAUCUGUCUACGGUAGAUGUGAUCCUCAUCUCUAACUAUCAUUGCAUGAUGGCACUCCCCUACAUCACUGAGCACACUGGUUUCACAGGCACCGUAUAUGCUACAGAACCCACUCUUCAGAUCGGCAGGCUCCUCAUGGAAGAGCUGGUGAAUUUUAUUGAAAGAGUGCCAAAGGCUCAGUCUGCCUCCUUUUGGAAGAAUAAAGAUGUACAGCGGUUGCUGCCUUCUCCCCUCAAGGAUGCAGUGGAAGUGUCAACCUGGAGAAGAUGCUAUUCAAUGCAGGAAGUGAACUCGGCCCUUAGUAAAAUCCAGCUGGUGGGAUAUUCCCAGAAAAUUGAGCUUUUUGGUGCAGUGCAGGUGACUCCUCUAAGCUCUGGCUAUGCCCUUGGAAGCUCCAACUGGGUUAUCCAGUCCCAUUAUGAGAAAGUGUCUUACGUCUCUGGAUCCUCCUUGCUUACUACACACCCCCAGCCCAUGGACCAGGCUUCUCUCAAAAACAGCGAUGUCCUCAUUCUGACAGGGCUCACCCAGAUUCCAACUGCAAACCCAGAUGGCAUGGUAGGAGAGUUCUGCAGCAACCUAGCACUCACAGUCCGGAAUGGAGGUAACGUGUUGGUUCCCUGCUACCCUUCUGGAGUGAUCUAUGAUCUCCUAGAAUGCCUGUAUCAAUACAUUGACUCAGCCGGACUCUCCAAUGUCCCUUUCUACUUCAUCUCCCCUGUGGCUAACAGUUCACUUGAGUUUUCCCAGAUUUUUGCUGAAUGGCUUUGUCACAACAAACAGACUAAAGUGUAUCUCCCAGAACCUCCUUUUCCUCACGCAGAGCUCAUUCAGACCAAUAAGCUGAAGCACUACCCCAGCAUCCACGGAGACUUCAGCAACGAUUUCAGACAGCCAUGUGUGGUGUUCACUGGGCACCCUUCCCUCCGGUUUGGGGAUGUAGUCCACUUCCUGGAGCUCUGGGGAAAGUCUAGUCUCAACACUGUCAUAUUCACAGAACCUGACUUCUCCUAUCUGGAAGCACUGGCUCCCUACCAGCCCUUGGCCAUGAAAUGCAUAUACUGCCCCAUUGACACACGACUGAAUUUCAUCCAAGUGUCAAAUUUGCUUAAAGAAGUGCAGCCCCUCCACGUGGUGUGUCCUGAGCAGUAUACCCAGCCACCUCCAACCCAGUCCCACAGGAUGGACCUGAUGAUUGACUGCCAGCCCCCUGCCAUGUCCUAUCACCGGGCCGAGGUUCUUGCCCUGCCCUUCAAACGUCGGUAUGAAAAGAUUGAAAUUAUGCCUGAGCUUGCAGAUUCUCUGGUGCCCAUUGAGAUUAAGCCUGGCAUUUCCUUGGCAACCGUUUCGGCUGUGCUGCAUACUAAAGAUAACAAGCACGUUCUUCAGCCCCCUCCAAGGCCCACCCAGCCCACAAGUGGUAAGAAGAGAAAGCGGGUGAGUGAUGACAUUCCUGACUGCAAAGUUUUGAAGCCUUUGUUGAGUGGCUCCAUUCCUGUGGAGCAGUUUGUGCAGACCUUGGAGAAGCAUGGCUUCAGUGAUAUUAAGGUGGAAGACACAGCCAAGGGCCAUAUCGUCCUGCUACAGGAAGCAGAGACACUGAUCCAGAUUGAGGAAGAUUCAACUCAUAUCAUUUGUGACAGUGACGAGAUGCUCAGGGUGCGACUGCGGGACCUCGUCCUCAAAUUUUUACAGAAGUUCUAAAUGGAGUAGCUGAGCCAUUUCCACUUCCAUGAAAUCCUACAGUCUGUCACAAUGGCUGCCCAGCACAAGUCAGCUGAGGAAGGAGACAAAAAGCUGUUGGAUGUCUUUGUGAUGUCUCUGCUUAAGUAAUGAAGAAGUGGCUCUUGAGUGACAUAAUCUGAAGUAAUGACCACCAUCUCCCGGCCUGGAUUCCUAGCACUGUUUCAGGCAAGAACUUUCCAUUUAACUUGAGACUCAUUUUCUUCCCAUUUCUGGGUCUCUAGAGUAGCCAGGAUGGUCAGGCAACAAGCUGAGGAGUAGCAAAAGUGACAGAUACAGCUUUCCAAGAGUCUAAUAGUGGAAGGGAAGGUAAAAGAUGACUGACUGGUUGUCUUAUGUGUCAUGUUUGCUUUUCGUAGUUUCUCAUGCCUCCGCUGGGGGACUAGUCUUUGAUUUUGUUUUAUUUGUUUGCCUACAGUGCUGGACCUAAAAAGAAAGAUGAUCCCCAAAAAUUAGGAAAAUGAACCCAUCUAUCUGUAUUUUAUAUUGUGAGACCAUUUUGUUAAUAAAACUUAUUUUUUAUACAAGUAUCUGUACUCUGUUGAACCUACAAUGUUUACAUUGAUUUAGUAAUGAAAAUAUACAGAACAGCAUACAUGUCAAAAACACCACAGCAUUAGGUCUUAUAGCCUAGCAUUGUUUCCAGAAACGCAAAUAUAUUUUUUCUUAAACAACUGUAUGAAAAGGUGCUUAACUUACGUGAGCUAUGUCUCUGAAAAACACCGCCAUAAAUUGAUAACACCAGCCUCUAUUUUAUGAGCUAACAACUAGCUCAGGCUCCACUAGUUGAUCUUUGCUGAUCACCAACUUUCCCACAGAUCAUCAAGAUUCUCUGCCAGGAGAGCAUUUAACUCAGAUACCCCUGGACCCACUAGUAAUCAUAAGGUUUUAGAGAAAAAUAACUCCUCACAAAAAAUUACUACACUUGACAUAAUGCUGCUUCUGAAUUGUUUAAAGCAGAUAUUUACCAGAUUACAUCUAAUCUAAAAGAUAGCAUCAGUUAUAACAUAUGCCAAUAUUGCAAGUAUUAAAAUGUGAGGGGAAAAAGGUGGGUAACAAGUCUCCGUAUUAAUGAACUAUAGUAGUAGGCCCAGCUCAGCCUACUGUUCUCACCAUCUUUUUAGACUGGUUGAAAUUCAGUCUGUAGUCAACCCUUCAAAAUUCUGCUAACAGCUGAGCAUCACAAAGGGAUUUAGUGGUCCAAAAACUAUAUAAAACUACUAUGGAACUAAAGUACAACCCCUUGAGUAUAACCCACCUGAAUUUAGAGACGAUCUCAAGAAUAAUUUGACACAUUGAACACUAAUGUCCAAAGACAAGACAAGUUAUGGGAUGACAUCAUACAUGAAGAAAGCAAAACGUCAUU